Molecule: messenger RNA, 2759 nt
Organism: Passer domesticus (house sparrow)
Lineage: Eukaryota; Metazoa; Chordata; Aves; Passeriformes; Passeridae
Gene: LAPTM4B
Product: lysosomal protein transmembrane 4 beta
Exons: 7
Coding region: 114-788 (224 amino acids)
Cellular component (GO): lysosomal membrane
Source: RefSeq, a predicted model, not a curated record
GCUGUCGGUCCCGCCCGCCGGGAGGGGCGGCCCCAGCCCGGCCCCGUUCCGGCCCCGCCCGCGGAGCGGCGCGGACAGAGAGGAGAGCGGCGGAGCCCCGAGGAGCCGCCGAGAUGCUGAGCUCGCCCUGGGCACGCUUCUACUCCAACAGCUGCUGCCUCUGCUGCCAUGUCCGCACCGGCACCAUCAUCCUCGGCGUCUGGUACCUGAUUAUAAAUUCGGUGGUGUUGCUGAUUCUGCUGAGUGCCCUGACUGAUCCUGACCAGUACCACCUGACUAGUGCUGAAUUAGGGGGUGAAUUUGAAUUUAUGGAUGAUGCCAAUAUGUGCAUUGCCACUGCAAUUUCUCUCCUCAUGAUUCUGAUCUGUGCAAUGGCUACAUAUGGUGCAUACAAGCAACAUGCAGCUUGGAUCAUCCCUUUCUUCUGUUACCAGAUCUUUGACUUUGCCCUCAACACGUUGGUUGCCAUCAGUGUACUCGUCUAUCCCAGCACAAUUCAGGACUACCUCCAUCAGCUGCCCAACAAUUUUCCCUACAAGGAAGAGAUUAUGUCUGUGAACCCUACGUGUCUGGUUGUGAUUAUCCUCCUUUUCAUAAGUAUCAUUUUGGCUUUUAAGGGUUACUUGAUAAGCUGUGUGUGGAACUGUUACCGAUACAUCAAUGGCAGAAACAACUCGGAUGUGUUGGUGUACAUUACCACCAAUGACACUGCGGUUCUGUUACCACCAUAUGAUGAUCCUGUGAAUGGAGCUGCUAAAGAUCCACCACCACCUUAUGUGUCAGCAUAAGUGAGAGUGCUGUGUCCCCAGGGAUGAUAGCUUUACUUUACAGACAUUGAAGCAAUAGUUUGAUAAUUUCACUUCCAGGAUAUAACCUCUGUGGGUUACACUUUGCUGUUUUGCUGACAUAUUGAAACCUAAAUUGUAUGACUCAUAUUCUGUAGAUAGUUUUAAUAAUUUGCUGCAACUACAGUAGUGUUUCAGAAACUAGUGAACUAGUUUCAGAAUAAUUCUGGGUAGCACUAGGGUUACAGUAGUCACUGAAUAGCUUUUUCCACCAUGUCUGACAUACAGUGCUAGAGAACAUAGAACUUUGCAUUCUCUAUCAGGUUCAGAGUGUAACUUAAUAUUUUUAUUUGUAAAACUUCCAAAGCAUUACAAACAUGUUUCUCAGAUGCCCACAUUCAACUUCAGAAUACAGACCAAAAAGUCAAAAAGUAACAUUCCAGUCCAUUCCUCUUCUGCAAGUAUUUUUGAAGUUACUAUGCUAUGAGUGAUGAUGAUGAUGAUUGCAAGAAGAAGAAUUAGUCUUAUGCACUGUUCUCAUCAAACUGGCUAAUGGGAAACAUAUUUAAUUGGGAAGGAUAAGUAUGGGAAAUGAGAAUAGACAAAACACUCUUAUGUGUAAAAAGCCAGAACUUGUGAUCUACAUGGACUCACUUUAUCCCAGCCUGAAACCAUUGUAAUGCAAAAAAAAAAAAAAGUUAGCAAUUUCUGAUUACUUUCUUUUUCUGCCUACCCACCUUUUUCCUCUCCACUAACUUCACAAAUAGUAUUUUGAGGUCACAAAAUCCCUGCUUUAAAGUCCCAUGAUUAGGUGACAAAGCUGUGUCUUUCACACUCAACACGCAAAUGUUUUCCCAUUGGAAUGUGCCUGUAAAUAUCGCAAUGUCCUGCUGAGUGUAAACUAAAUUAUGCAGAUUCUAAGAUACAUUUUCCCAGCCUGUGGGGAACUUAAGCAUGUAAUUUCCUUGAGCAUCAGCAGAUAUGUUUUGUCUGUUUCUCAUAUACAUCAGUGUGAGGGUAUAGAUUCCUUUUAUGACUGAACUGGUUGUACUGAGAAUCUUUCUCAUGGGGCUCAUUCACCCGUGAAUGUUUGUGUGAGGUUUUAUUUCUUCUCUAGAGAAGUGCCUCCUGCACAUGUAACUUUUUGUUUUGAUGAAGUUUCUACUUUUAAUUGAAAAGAAACAUGAAAAGGGAAUACAAUGUGUGUCUCUACCUCUCCUUGUUUCCCUCUGCAUUGUCUCCUCUGCGUUUGGGGCGACUGUACAGGCUGAAGCUCAGCUGGUGCCAUUGCACAGCACCCGGGUAAAGGGCAGUGCUGAGCUGAGUCACAGUUUGGAGGGGCACCAGAAGACACCAAGGUGCCAUCUCUCCUGUGGCUGGGCUGGUAUGGGAGUCCACACCUUCCUGAGCAGGACACCUGUCCUUACCCAUAGUGCAUUGACUCCAUUCUGCCAGCUGAAGAAAUGUGGAACUUUUCCUGACUUUUUUCUGGAAAAGAGCUUUCCAGGGGAACACAGGACCAACAAAUUAUUUUCACAGAGAUUGCAACUGUGAGCUGUUCUUGCAGAAGCCAGGGAAGGAAAGGACAGACUCUUGCUACCUGUCUCUUCCACACCCCUGGCAAAAGGCAGGUCCCCAUCUGUUUAUUGGAAUUUUAGUUCAUGGUUUAUCUACUCUAAGAUCAAGCUAAGCAAUGCAUUUGAAUGAACCAAUCCUGAAAUCCAUCCACUGAUCAUUGUCUAUUUUUUUCCUUUCUGAAUAAUGCCAUCUGCUCUUAUUACAGGUGUCUUUGGGAAUUAAUCUGAAUUUGGGGGUUGUGCUGGCUGGCUGGGCUUCUGAGCUUCAUUUUCUUUCAUUCUUGACAGAUUUGUGAAGGAUGUUAGGCAGUCAUCUGUUUGAGAAAAGCUGGUUGUAAAUACAUUGCAUCUGCGUAUACAAACUUCUCUACAAUAAAAGGGAUUGUUUCCUCAAGAA